AUGUCAGGUCUGAGUAUCAAUUUUGAUAAGUCCAACUUGAUUCCAAUUAAUUGUGAGCAGCAGUGGGUCGAGCGUAUGUGUUACUUGUUGGGUUGCAAGCGGGAUGCCCUACCAGUCAAAUACCUUGGAAUUUCUUUAGGAGCUAAGCCGAGGUUGGUGAAGACAUGGAAGCCUAUAAUAGACAAGGUGGAGGAGAAACUCAGCUUGUGGAAAGCUAAGGUGCUAAAUAAAGCUGGGAAGUUAGUGCUUAUCAAAUCAGUGUUGAACAGUUUGCCAGUGUACUAUUUGAGCUUGUUUAAGAUGCCGAAAGCUGUUGCUGAGAAAUUGAUUUCAUUACAGAGGAGAUUCCUGUGGAGUACGGAAGAGGGUAGGAAUGGGAUGGCAUUAGUCAAGUGGGAAGUGGUGCAGGCACCGAAGAAACUAGGAGGGCUGGGAGUUGGGGAUGCUAUGGUUCGCAACGCAGCAUUGCUGUUUAAGUGGUGGUGGCGAUUUGCAAAGGAAGAGUGCCCGUUGUGGAAAAAGGUGAUAUGUUCUUGCAAUAAUCUGAAUCCCAAUGAGCUACUGCCAACUCAAGAGUUGCCUACUCGAGGAGGUGUAUGGAAGGAUAUCUGCCAGUUACAAAUCAUGAAUCAAGAUUUAAAGGAUAAGAUGGUUGCAGGCAUGUCCAUGGAGGUGAUGCAGGAGGAACUAAUUCCAGCAGAGGUAACUAGUUACAGCUUCACCAGGACUGUUUGGAAAGGGCUGGUGCCACCCAGAGUGGAGUUGUUUGUCUGGUGUGGAGUGCUUGGGUCUCAGCUUUUGGAAGACAAUGGUCUCUCCCGGGAUCGAUGA
Messenger RNA from Arachis ipaensis, 831 nucleotides. RefSeq lists its product as uncharacterized. NCBI's taxonomy places the organism in Eukaryota, Viridiplantae, Streptophyta, Magnoliopsida, Fabales, Fabaceae. The record is from RefSeq and is a predicted model, not a curated record.